Cuscuta europaea is the source of this 1947-nucleotide messenger RNA. NCBI's taxonomy places the organism in Eukaryota, Viridiplantae, Streptophyta, Magnoliopsida, Solanales, Convolvulaceae. The record is from the annotation of a GenBank genome assembly.
UAAAAAUGUGACAUGUAGGACAUAUUUUAAAGAUUCAUGUCUACUAAAUGGUGGAUCACACCGUCAGCAAUUUCUCCCCGUCUUUUAUCCCUCAUCAUAUUUUUUGGCUUCCCUAUUUAUAUUUAUCUGCUCAACCAGCUUGAUAUACAUUCCAAGAAACUAAAUAAAGAGCAUAAAUGCCGACACUCUAGGAUAUCCAGCUGUGACCCUGAAAAGCAUAACUGAACCCUAACUGCGGUUAAACAAUUAACCAUGGUUACUAGCCUCAACCACAAUUAAUACCACCAUCUCUGCAACUCUCAUCCCCAUCUUCUUUGCGCCCGAGAUUCGGUGAGGGAUCUUGCUUCGCCAUGGGUGCACUUCAUAUUCUCCUGUUAGUAACGGCGUCCAUGAUUGCCGUUUCCUCCACCGUUACCUCCGCCCACAACAUCACCGCGAUUCUGGAAGGCCACUCGGAGUACAGCCAGUUCAACAGCUACCUCUCUCAGACCAAGCUCGCCGACGAGAUCAACUCCCGAAAUACGAUCACCGUUCUGGUUCUCAGUAACGUCGCUUUCUCUAACGUUACAGCCAAUCACUCACUCUCCACCAUUAAGAACAUUCUCGAGCUCCACGUCUUGCUUGACUACUGGGAUGGAAAGAAGCUCCAUGAAAUGACCAAUGGCACAAGCAGGUCCACCACUUUGUACCAGACCACCGGGAAUGCCCAGGGAGACGCCGGCGCCGUCAACAUUACCGAUCAGAAAGGUGGAAAGGUUGGGUUCGGAUCUGCUAUUGCCGGAUCGCCUUUUACCUCGAAGUUCAACAAGGAGAUUAAGACAAUUCCGUACAAUAUAUCGGUGAUUGAGAUUGACGAGCCUAUCAUUGUCCGGGCGGUCGUGGAUGCUGCGACUCCGACGGUUUCCGAUUUCAACAUCACCGCCGCCCUCGAGAAGGCUGGGUGUAAGACUUUCGCAGGCUUGUUGAUUUCUUCCGGUGUUAUUAACAAUUAUGAGAAGAUUGUCGAUACAGGAUUGACCGUCUUUGCCCCAAACGAUGAGGCGUUCAAGGAGAAGAGCUUGCCAGAUCUGAAGAAACUUAGCAAUGCCGAUCUGGUUGCGCUCUUACAGUAUCACGCCGUCGCGGGGUACACUCCAAUGGGGACGUUGAAGACCUCCACGAAGCCCCUUUCCACUCUCGCUGCUAGCGGCGCCGGAAAGUAUGUGCUCGGGACGAAGAAGGAUGGAGACUCUGUUAGUCUGUCCACCGGUGUGGAUUUGUCGAAGGUUGCUUCAACGGUGAUAGAUUCGACGCCGCUCUGCAUCUUCACCGUCGACAGUGUGCUUCUCCCUACUGAGCUCUUCGGGAAGGCGCCUUCUCCGGCUCCGGCGCUGGCUCCGGAGGUCUCUCCUGCACCAGCGCCUGAAGUUUCCGACGCACCAAGUCCGUCUGUGGCAGAUGCUCCGGCUCCCUCUCCCCCUGCUCCUCCGACCUCAUCUCCCGACGGCGCCCCGGCGGAGAGCCCAGCCGAUGAUUCCGAGAACAGCACCGGCAACCAGAAUGACGCCGGCAGCUUUGUUCCGUCACUUGUCACCGUGCUUUCAGUGUCAGUCCCGUUGUUUGCAUUCAUUUACAUGUCCUAAUCUGUCAUUUUGUAUGAUACAGUAAUUAUUCGCUUAAAUUAUUUCACCCUUUUUGUUGUUCUGCUUUUACCUUGUGUGUGGAUUUGAAUCUGGAGAGAGAGGGGUUUUCACUUUUCAUACUUACAUUCAUUUAUUUACGUGGAAAUUUAUUGUAUGUUUGGUUGAGAUUAAUUAGAAUCAAGAUAAGAUUGUUUUAGGACUUCUGUUUUGUGCUAAAUUUCGGUGAUCAGCCACCUUUGAAAUGAUCAAAGUAUUUGAAACUAAAAUAAAAAUUAUGAAUCAGAAUGUGACUCUUAAAAAUGUUUGAUGUACACCUUUUACGGAC